This is a messenger RNA of Tachysurus fulvidraco (yellow catfish), 3124 nucleotides long. Its product is annotated as ectonucleotide pyrophosphatase/phosphodiesterase family member 3-like. Gene Ontology annotation, molecular function: nucleoside triphosphate diphosphatase activity. Gene Ontology annotation, biological process: nucleoside triphosphate catabolic process. NCBI's taxonomy places the organism in Eukaryota, Metazoa, Chordata, Actinopteri, Siluriformes, Bagridae. The coding region runs from base 553 to 1293 and encodes 246 amino acids. The transcript is spliced from 12 exons. The record is from RefSeq and is a predicted model, not a curated record.
CACACACACACACACACACACUGAUACACACAGGGAUCCAGAGUUCCCUUCAAGGAUCCAGAGUUCCUGACCUGCUCACUUCUCACACAUUUAUUGUUUGUUAUCUUCUCUCACACACUGAUCUCCUGCAGUUUGCACCAGCAACAAAGACACUUCACCGGCCAACAUGGACUUCAGAAAGACACUGAUAAACAAGAGAAAAUACAUUAUUAUUGCCACUUUAUCUGUAUCUGUUGUGACCAUCAUAUUAGGACUGGGUCUAGGCCUCGGACUUCAGCUGCAACAGUGCAAGAACAAGUUGCCAGAAACAUGUCGGAACAGCUGCUGUUAUGAUUUUAUGGACAUCUGCCUCCAGCCGAGGUCUGUACUCUGAGUCUCACGGUUUAGUGGAUAACAACAUGUAUGACCCUGUAUUUAAUGCCUCAUUCAGUCUGUCGAAUGCAGAGAAGGACAAAGCCAGGUGGUACCUAGGACAACCGAUCUGGCUCACGGUGAUGGAUCAGGGUCUGCGAGCAGGAACUUUCUUCUGGCCAGGAUCAGAUGUUCAAAUAAAUGGAACUUUCCCAAAUAUAUAUGAGAAAUAUAAUGGAUCAAUUCCCUUUGAGCAGAGUUUUCACCGUACUGCAGUGGUUACAGUUGCCUGAUGAUCAGCGUCCUGAUUUCUACACUCUCUAUCUGGAGGAGCCGGAUAAAUCAGGACACAGCUUUGGACCUGUCAGUGGAGGGCUGAUCAGUGCAAUCCAAGGAGUGGACAAUGUGAUUGGACAGCUGAUGAACGGACUCAAACAGCUCGACCUCCACGAGUGCAUCAACAUCAUCGUUGUAGCUGAUCAUGUUGAUGCUGAAGGAUUAGUUGCCAAACUGACGUGUCAGAAGCCUGAUCAGAAGAUAAAGCCCUACCUCAAAGCUCACCUGCCCAAACGUUUCCACUAUGCACACAGCAGAUGCAUCGAGGAUGUCAACGUGCUCGUCGAAUCACUCUGGCUGUUCGAGAGAUACCCAGGUUCUCUCCAUUUUUGCUCUGGUGGAAAUCAUGGAUAUGACAACGAUGACCCUAACAUGCAGGCAAUGUUUCUUAGUUACAGCCCUACGUUUAUCUUUCAAACUGAGGUGGAGCCGUUCUCCAACCUUGAGCUUUAUAAUCUUAUGUGUGGUGAGUUUUGUUUUAUUAAUGUACAACCCUGUAAUUCACGUUUUCACAUUCUCUUUAUUGGCUGUUUGUCUGGAAGAAUGAACAUAGGGGUUCUGGUGAACAUUUUCACUGCUAACUUUUACGACACAAAUUACCUUUAAGUAAAACAUUUACCAAUACAAACUAUUACUGGCUGUUUGUCUGGAAGAAAGAACACAGGGGUUCUGGUGAACAUUUAAAAUGUUAACUUUUACGACACAAAUUACCAAAUUACAAAUUACAAACUAAAUAAAGUCUUGUUUAUAAACUAUGUCUCUGGUACAUUAUAAACCUUGUUAGCUUAUCCUUAUUGGGAAGGAUAAUAUCUAAUUUUAUUUAUAUUUGCUAAGAGAUAAUAAACUGUCCCAUUAACAUCAGAGCAGUCAAAAGAAGAAGAAAGAAAAAAGAAAAAAGAAAUUAAGGAAAGGGAAAUGAUGAGCACACUUGAAGGAAACACAGCAGGAUAAAAGUAGUUACAGCAUCUAAACCUUCCUGAAAUAUUACUGUAAUAAAGUUCAGUUCCUGAGGUAAAACAUUUCAAUUACAAUAAUAAGAAUAUUUCUAUUUUAUUAUGUUAUAUCCACAUGCCAAAAAGCCUCACUGAAAUAGAUGAAACUGCAGGUAAAAUAUAAUAAAUAAAGACAUAAUCUUAAGGAAUAAACAGGCCCCAGUCAGAAAAUCAACAAACAACACAAUUUAGUAACGAGUCCAGGACAAAGAACAAAAUGCUUGGGAAUGUCAGAAAGGGAAAAUCAGUAAAUAGUGUGUGUUGAAAUGAAUGAAAGAAAUAUUGAAAUGAAAGAAAUUAAUGUUUAUUUAAUGACUUGUCCUUUAACUGGUCAAUGAGAAACAUUUCAAAUUCAAACAGCACUUUUUAAAAAUUACAUUAUGUAAUAUUUUGCAACCUUUCAGACAAACUCUAAAUGAAGACUUACUGUACUUCAGAAUAUCUGCAAAACUCCAAAAGAUCUGGAAAAAAUUCCCACAUGAUUUUCUCAUACAGCUGCAAAAAUGUUCCUCAGACUAUUAAUGACUUAUUCACGGACUAUACAAAAGGUUAUUGUGCCUGCAGAAUUGCCUGCACAUGCAACUGCAAUUAUCCUAUUAGUUGCACACAAAUAAGAGGUCUUACUCGGAAUUUUCUAAUUUUCUAUUUCUGUACUAAAUAACAGGAUUUGUUUAUUUAUUUAUUUUUAUUUAUUUCAUUGCAGAUUAUUGUUAAUAGUUUUGUGAUAAUCGUUUGACAAAUGUUAGGUCUUAGAAAUUUAUGUGGAUCAGGAAACGUUCUAUGCAUGUUGUACAUUAUUAUGCAAUUUUCAAACAAUUGUCAAACGAUUAUCACAAAACUACUCUGCAAAAGUCUUUCUCAGCCUUUUUUUUUUAGAGAGAAAGCAGAUAUGCAGAUUUAAUGUAUUAUAAGUGAGAACACACCAACCACAAAUUUCAGUAAACAAAACAAGGAUUAGCAAAGCAAAGCUUCAACAUUAAUAUGACAUUAAAUAGGCUGCAAUGAUAACACAUAAGAUGUGUUCACAUGCUUAUGUUCAUUCAUUGUGAAUGUUGAUUGUGUCAUUUGUAUGUUCGUUCAUUCAUUCAUUCAUCACAACAUCGCUUUGUUUACCGAAAUUUGUGUUUGGUGUGUUCCAAACUUUUGCAGAGCGUUAAUUAUGGUCUAUAGGUCUAUAGAUCUAUGAUACUUCAAAAAGGAAUCAAAAGUAUACAUUAAUAAUUAAAGCUACUGAAAAUAGGAUCAAAAAGAUCAUGGAAUUUGGAAACCAAACAGCACAAGGUUCUUUUUUUCAGCACGUCAAACUGACAAAAAAGUGAAGUAAAGUGACAUACGGCUAAGUACGGUGACCCAGACUCAGAACUUGUUCUCUGCAUUUAACCCAUCCAAAGUGCACACACACAGCAAUGAACACACACACCCGGAGCAGUGGGCAGCCAUUUACG